This is a messenger RNA of Batrachochytrium dendrobatidis JAM81, 531 nucleotides long. Its product is annotated as tyrosine protein phosphatase LTP1. Gene Ontology annotation, molecular function: acid phosphatase activity; non-membrane spanning protein tyrosine phosphatase activity. Gene Ontology annotation, cellular component: cytoplasm. The record is from RefSeq and is a predicted model, not a curated record. Lineage: Eukaryota; Fungi; Chytridiomycota; Chytridiomycetes; Rhizophydiales. Gene Ontology annotation, biological process: protein dephosphorylation. The coding region runs from base 1 to 531 and encodes 176 amino acids. The transcript has 3 exons.
AUGCCUCCAACCAAGCCAAACACCAAGAUCAAUAACAAGCCUGUUUCCGUUCUGUUCGUCUGUCUUGGAAACAUUUGCCGUAGCCCAAUGGCCGAGGCAACUUUUAAACAUAUUGUUGCAGAGCGAAAGCUGGAUGCACAUUUUUCAUGCAUUGAUUCUGCUGGUACAGGACCAUACCAUAUUGGCGAACUUCCAGAUAGGAGAUCCACUGACACAUGCCAUAAAAAUGGAGUAACUGUCAAUCACAAAGGACGUCAACUCACUCUGGCUGAUUUUGAAAAGUUUGACUGGAUUCUGUGUAUGGAUGAUGCCAACGUGUCCAACGUAAAGUCCAUGAUGCCUAGUGGCUGCAAGACUCAGGUGCAGCUGCUUGGGUUUUUUGAUCCUCACAAGACCCUGAGUAAUGAUGGCCAUAUCAUUAUAGAUCCAUAUUAUGGUGAAAUGGAUGGAUUCCAGCUAAACUUUGAACAAUGUCGUCGUGCUACAAACGGGUUUUUGAAACAUUUGGGCAUGGAGACUGCUGCUCAUUGA